AUGACUACUGCCUUGGAUAAAUUGUACGGCAUCACCAAUAUCAAAUCGUAUGUUCCUCUCAUUCUUGAUCUUGACAGGUUAAACAAUGAUGCCAGGCGCGCGUUCUUCAAAAAUCAUUGCAUUGCCUAUAAGGUUUUUGGCCACCUUGAUGGCACCAACCAUAAUCCCGAUGAUCAAGAUUGGUCUCAACUUUGGAAGGCUAUUAAAGAUCUUUUCUGUGACAACAAGGAAGCAAAUGCCAUUGAACUCGAGAACCAACUGCGGAAUAUUACUAUAGGCGAAUCCACUGUCAUGGAGUAUUACACAUGCAUCAAAUCAAUUUCUGAUCUCUUAGCUAACAUCAGUUCCAAAGUUCCUGAAAGAACCCUAGUUACUUAUGCCAUCAAUGGGUUAUCUUCCAAAUUUGACCACAUCCCCACUACCAUCCGUCACAAGACUUUGUUUCCAACUCUCCUUGAGAUGCGUUCGAUGUUGUCAAUUAAAGAAAAAACUGUGCAGAAUCAACUCAGUCGAAUCCCUCAUGCAUCUCACAUGGACUCAUCUUCUCCUCAUCAUGUUUGA
Messenger RNA from Lactuca saligna, 561 nucleotides. NCBI's taxonomy places the organism in Eukaryota, Viridiplantae, Streptophyta, Magnoliopsida, Asterales, Asteraceae. The record is from the annotation of a GenBank genome assembly.